Messenger RNA from Adineta steineri, 783 nucleotides. The record is from the annotation of a GenBank genome assembly. NCBI's taxonomy places the organism in Eukaryota, Metazoa, Rotifera, Eurotatoria, Adinetida, Adinetidae.
UUUUUUCUAAAUAAUACAAAAUUUAUUUCUUGUUUUAUUAAGCUUAUUAGUGUUUAUCCAGCUGUAUCAAAACAAAUUCGAGAUUAUUAUAAAAAUCAAAUGAAACCACAUAAACAUGGUGAUGAUGAUGAUCAUGAACAUCAUCAUUGUUGUGGUUUUAUGGCACUUGAACAAGGUCUUGGUCAUGAAGAUCUCGAUAAAAUAAUGCGAAAUCCACAACCACUUAAUUUUACAUUUGAAAUGCUCCAAGUUUUACGACCAGGUGAAUUUGAAAAAGAUACAUAUUUAUUGAAUGAUGAAGAAAAGACACGUCAAAUACCUGAAUUAAAAUUAGCCGGAAAUAAUUUAUAUAAUGCUGCAAAAUAUGACGAAGCUGCUGGUAAAUAUGGACAAGCGCUACAAUUUUUUGAAGAACUUAUGCUCAAAGAAAAACCCAAUGAUGUUGAAUGGCGUGAAUUAGAUCUUCAACGUCGUCCAUUGUUAUUAAAUUUUGUUCAAUGUCAAUUAAAAUUAGGUGAUUUUUAUUCCGCUAUCGAACAUUCCACAACCGUACUUGAUAGUGAUCCAUCGAAUACUAAAGCUCGAUAUCGUCGUGCUAAAGCUCAUGUUAGUGUAUGGAAUGUCGAAGAAGCUAAAAAAGAUUAUAAUUAUCUUCUUUCCAAUAUAAAAGAUGAUGAUAAUCUUCGUAUAUUAGUUCAAAAUGAAUUACAACAAUUACUUCAAGCUGAACAUGACAAAUAUAAAGAAGAUAAAUCACGUUUAUCUGGAAAACUUUUUACUUAA